Messenger RNA from Zootermopsis nevadensis, 5280 nucleotides. The record is from RefSeq and is a predicted model, not a curated record. Lineage: Eukaryota; Metazoa; Arthropoda; Insecta; Blattodea; Termopsidae.
GGUGAUGAAUAGCACAAUUUAAGGUGUACGAGUGAGAAAAAUGUCUCAGACAUCUAUUACAAGCUAUUUUAGUAAACGUAAAAGAGCAGGAGACGAGAUACAAAAUCGAAAAAAAGUGUUGGUACUAGAUAAUGAUUCUGAAGCAGAUGUAUCCAUAAGUAAAGAGGGCCAUGUCAUUCAUAAAGUGUUGAAAUCUGAUACGUCUGAAGCAUUACAUUCGGUUUACAAAACGAUUUUAGUUGAAGAUGUUUCGAAACAUUAUGCGAAUAAACUGUUACAUGAAAAUACUAAACUGGUUCCAUGUGGACGUAUUGGUAAGGCAUCAGGAAAACAAACUGCCCAGAAAGGUUUUCAAGGGAGAGGCAAGAAGACUACUACUAAACAUUCCAAGACUGUAACACAACGCGAUAUCCGUCAGAUACUUGUGAAAUCUAAUGGAACAGAAGCACGUCCUACGGAUGUUACAACUCUGAAAACAGUGCAUACAUCUGCAGACGAUGAAGCUUUCAUGGGGCCAGAAUGUCCAGUGGUAUUUGAGUUGAAAGGUUUGCUGUCUCCAAAGAAGAUGAGGGAAGGCUUUAAUAACAGUGAUAAGCCUACUGAUGUUGGAGUAUCUGAUAUGCAAGAAAGUUAUGUUGAAAACAGUUCUGAUGAGAAAAUUAAGGAAAGCAGGAAGGAGUUUGGAUUGAUGACACCACAUAAAAUGCCCAUCAAUCACAACAAAGAUUUGUCUUUUGAGGAAGUGAAAGGGAAGUUGAAUAGAAGUGCAAAAUUGGCUGAACUCCGACAGUCAUUAUCAAGGUUCAACAAAAGUGCAGCAAAACUGAAGGUUCUUGAGGAAAGGAGUAAGGAGCUUGAGAAACCACAGCUGAAGAAGUUUGAGGCUAUAGAUAUUGAAGUUCCAGCCAGUCCUCAGAAGAAUAUUUUCAGCAGUCCUCAGAAGGUGGGCACAAGUCCACAGUCAACCCCCACCAAGUCACCUGCUUAUCAGCGUUUCGCAGCACUUGUGCUUCCUGCUCCUGCUGCCCUCUCACUUCCAUUCAGCUAUUGCUCCCUAUCUGAGAUUUUCCGCUGUGUUGAUGCUGUAGCAUCUAUGCUGUACAAGCGCAAGGAAGUGAUCACAUUCAGGAAACUGAAACCUGCUGUUCAGGAGAUGCUCAGGAGAAAUUUCACAGAACAUCACAUGGCUCAAAUAAAAAGAGUUUAUCCACUAGCUUAUGUCUUUCAUCAGGAGAAGUAUAGGAAUUUUGGAUCAACAUCUAAGAUGGAUAAGUAUGAGCUCACAUUAACACCUCUGCUUCAUUCUAAUGUUGAAGGCAGUGAGACCCGCACAGACCCUGUCAAGUUUACAUCAGAUUUUUUGCUGGAACGAAGACGGAUUUUCCAAGAAAACCUUUUGGAAAAAGUAAAGGAUUACCAUGAGGAUUUCCUGCAGAGCUUGGACCCACCAUUAACGAUUCCUCGGAACCAGCUAACUCGAUGGCAUCCGGAAUUUGAUGUUGACCAAGUUCCAGACAUUGAACCUGAUACACUUCCUGAAGCUCCAAAUGCUGAGAAAUAUUAUACUGCUAAAGAUGUACUUGAGAAGGCCAAGAAUAUUUUCUCCUGUAAUCUGCGGAUGGAGAAGGCAUUGCAGACGGUGAGUGAGGAAUCCAGUCGAUUAGAGGUACCAAGCACUCCAACAAAAUCACUAAACACAAUGUCUGGUGCUGCAACAUCACCCAUUUCAACAAUGCUGAAAGGCAUUCCUAAGGCUCUUCUGGAGAAGAUACGGGCAAAACAGGCAGCUAAGGCUUUGCAGGCCAUGACACGCUCACCAGCACAAGAUCGUGUGGCAAUUCAGUAUAUGCGCCUCCCAGAGUUAGCACGUAUCUUGAGGAAUCUCUAUGUGACUGAAAAGAAAAGUAUUCUUCCCCUGGAUGUCACGCUUGAAAAAUUGGCCAACAGUUACAGGGAGAAACUGCCAAGAGUGGAAUUGGAAGAGCAUAUUCACCUUCUCAGACACAGUGUUCCUGGUUGGCUGGAAAUUCACUACAUAAGGAAGACAAAUUACUUGAAAUUGUCAAAAAAUGCUGACAUGGGACCAGUGAUCAGGAAACUAGAAGCUCUGGCAGCAGAGAAGAAUGAUGGAUGAAUAUGAUUUAAAGUGAGUGCCACAAUGCUAUUUGUAUUAAGACAUGAAUAUUUAAUCUGUAUUUGAAAUAAAACUGCAAAGCAUGCCUUCAGUUUUUGAAAGAAUUUAUGUUCAAGACUAAGUUGUCAGAUGAAAAAGUUACUAUGAUCAGAUAAUACACUGACUCCUCCUCUUACGAAAGGAAUACGUUCCUUUAGAGUUAUUUAUUAAGCAAACUUUCAUUAAAUAAGAUGAAUUUCUUUUGAAUCUUAUUAGAGAUAUUGUGACCUGUAGUAAUACAUAUGCAUUUAAAUGACAGGAAAGGAAAUUAAAUGCACCAUAUGUGAACUAUACUAAUUAAACAUACAGUGUAUUUUCAUGCAUUUUUUCAAAUGCAUUAAUGCAGAGAUUUGUUAAUUACACAGUUAUACCACAAAGAUUAGUACGUAUUUAAUCCUUUCACUGCCACAUUUUUUCAUGUACCAAGUCAUGCAAGCCAUUUACUCUUCCACUUGCUGAUAGCAACAUUUCAGGUGUUCCAUUUGGUAGAAUUAUCUUGAUUUCAGCAGAAAAAUACAAUUUUUUCAGCUUAUGGUGAAAUCCCAAUUUUAGGUUUCUCUGGAGGGACAGUGGCUUUGAACACUAAACAAGAAACUCACUCAUGGGGAAAUUUUAACAUUGAACUAAUUGAUGUAGUUUGAUUUUGUUAUCCAUUCACACUUUAUCACAAUUACCUUUUUCUUCCCACAUAUGGAAUGUCAAUGAAAGGAAGUAAUUAACUAAAAUUUAAGAAAUUUUAGUCAAUUAUUUCCUUUCCUUCCAAGGGUUCCAUCAUAUAUUUUGUUAAUCUGGUGCUGGAAUUCAAUUGUUUAGAAGGCAUAUGUGGUUGGUAUUUUAUUUAUAUUCCAGUUUACAUUAUUUUGCUGCAACAUCAUUAACAAAUACUGAAAUAACUUCAUUUCAAUCUUAUGUGAAAUAAAAUCAGUAUGAACAAGAAGUUAAGCCAAGAGCUGAGUGAUUUCCAUUUUAUAUAAUUUCAGUAUAUGCUGUCAUUUUUUGGAAUGUAUUGUCAAUAUAAAUCAUAGACUACCUAUAAUAUGAAUAUUCAGGAUUACAUGAAGAACAGAGUUGAAUAAAUUAAAAAGUACUGCAAGCGGGAACAGAAUGGCUUGUGACAUUAUCAAUCAUUCUACCACUUUUUGAAUCUGAAAGCACAAUUUUGUAGGUGAAGAUUUUAUUAAUUUUUUAUUACACCAUAACACCCUUGCAUUAAUGCUAAUGUUGGUCUAAGGUUAGAAAAUGUCAUGUUAUUUAUACCAGAAGAAUACACCAGUGGGGGUUGUAAAGAAGAAAAGUUAAUUUAAUGUUUCAUAUAUCGUUUGUACUGAGAUCAUGAAUGUUGAUUAAUAUUCAGUGUAUGUGACUUGGAUAUCCAUCAGUAAAAUGAAUGAUAAAUGGCUGGGGUUUAUUUCCUAGCAAGGACAAGGUUUUUUCUCUUUGCCACCACGUCCAGCCUACUCUGAGGUUGACUAGUGCUUCCUAUCCAUUGAAUACAGGGGGCCAUUUUCCUUGGGGAAAAGCAGCUGGGUCAUGAAGCUCCAUUGAAGUGCCAAGCAACAAAAUUUUAUCUACAUUUCUCCUCAAUGACAUCAUAUUUGGGUACAGCGAGAACGUUUACUCAGUGUGUGACAUAAAGUUUGAAGACAGUAUGUCUCUCAGUUUAUGGUACCACAGCAUAGUACGUGAGUGAACAUCUUAAUAGUUUUAUGAGGUGAUUCUAGUUAAGUUUUAUUUUAAUACUUUCACUGUUAGCAAAGAAAAAUGCCAUUGUGUUGCCUGUUAUCACCCAGUUGAAUUUGGACACAGUAAAUGCUAUGUUCCAUGCCUGAACAUAAACACAUUGGUAUUUCAUUCCACAUUAAAAAAAAGAAAAGAACUGAUAAAAACCUGAGGGACAUGAUUUACUGUAUGAUUUAUGAAAAUUGUUCAUCCUGGAAGGUAUUACUAUGACUCAUUUGAUAGUGAAAUAUGGGUAGGGUGUGUGUGAAGUUAAUUGGAAACAAAAGGCAACUUAGUUUUUAAUUUAAACUAUGUAUUUACUAAUUCAGUUUACGGUUUUCUUUGGUGCAUUGACUUGUCUAUCACAUACACAUCUUUGCCUGAUCACAUGGUGUUAGUAAUGACAGAUAGCCACAGUAUUUUCAGUGAUCCAUGCUGUUACAUUGUUUUUAUGCUUGUUCCAUCAAUCCUCCCACUGGCUUCAGAUUUGAUGUCUGUUGCUGUCUAUUUCAGUCUUUGACAACAAAAUUUUUUGUUCAUGUUCUUGAUAUGCUUGAAUUAAUUGCAUGAAGUAUACAGGAAAUUAUAUUUUUCAUAAUUUUACAGCUAAGGUGAGGGUGAAUGAAUUAUGCUGCAAGAUACAGUAUUAUGUCUGUACCUUUAAACCUCAGUUUGUGGCCAAGAUUAAUUUCUUACAUAUGUGUGCUGGCCAUAGAAUUACUCGGAAUAAAAGAGAAUGUUAAAGAUGCUGUUGAUGACUCAACUUUGCGAUGCGAGUAUAAGGAGUGUGAGUUAGGCUCAGUUCCCCUACACUUUUCUGUUUCCCUAGUUUCUUUGGUUACAAAGAUGAGUCUCAGAAUAGUAUGUUUGGCAGAAUGGUUUCAUCCUUAACACAGCAUGCUGUACAAUUUGGUGCAACUAUUCUGUCCAUAAUAGUGAAAGGGUUGCAGAAAAUUGAGUAUGAUUUGAAGCUUUUGUAGCGACUGAGUAUAAUGAAUUCUUCUCAGGCUACCAGCCGUGGAAGGUGGUUUAAUGGAGAAAACACCAUUAAAUCACCUUACAUGACUGGUAGCCUGAGAAGAAGUCAUUAUAGAAAAUUGAGGACUCAAAGGGUGGUGAUUGUUGUAAUAAAAUAGGAUUGUAUUUCUUUUAUUCUGAUUCCCAAGAAGCUCUGCAGAGUUUUAAACAUAAACCCAAGUUUACAUGUGAUAUUUUAUAACUGUAAUUGUUACUGAAUUUAUGUGGGAAGGAAGACUGCAGUUUUAUUUCAUGUGUGAUAUUUACUAUUGUGUUUAUUGUGCACAGAAACUUGUCAUUUGAUACAUGUUAUGAAGCAUUUUUUAUUAAUGAUAAACUAGAGGAAUAAAGAUUUUUCAAGUACAUAAGAA